This is a messenger RNA of Microcebus murinus (gray mouse lemur), 2018 nucleotides long. The record is from RefSeq and is a predicted model, not a curated record. Lineage: Eukaryota; Metazoa; Chordata; Mammalia; Primates; Cheirogaleidae.
GGAAAACGUGCUGCAGGUACAGCACAGGAACUCAGAACUCAGUCUACAUACCAUCUCAGAGAACGACAGAGAUUUCUCACCAAAGUGUACCCUGGGUGUCAGCUGAGACCCUCCUGUUGCAGAUCUAAUUAAAUUUGCCUCAAAUGCAAGUUCUGUAGCUUUUCCUCCCAAACUCCCCACAAUUCUUGAGGUCCUCAUGACUUAACUUCUACAAGUUUCUCUCUGCCCCUAAGCUUCCCUGCAAACAGGAGCAAUUUCUCUUUCAUUCCACAUCACCUAUUUCUACAGGAAAUUCUCUCCCAUCUUUUUGGUCUGUGCUGUCCAAUACAGUAAGCACUAGCCACAUAUAGCUGCUUACAUUUAAAUAUAACUAAUUAGAAUGAAAUACAUUUUUAAAGUCAAUUCCUCAUUCUCCCUAGUCAUAUCUGAGCAUUUGAUGGCUGUAUGUGGCUAGUGGUGACCUCACUGACACCACAGAUUAGAUCGUGUCCAUCAUCAUAGUGAAGUCUCCUGGACAGUUGUAUUAGCAGGUCAUGAAUUGAUAAGAGCUUGCUGAAUAUUUGUGGACACAUGAGUAGAGAUCAUGUUUUCAGUUUUUAUUUUUUUGGAAAAUACACUUUGAUCUAAGCAUGUUUAAUCACUCACCUCUUUUCAGGAAUGUGCCAUCAAUCUGUAGAACUACCCCAACGUACAUGUUGCCACUGGGAAGAGUCUUUCAGGAAGUCAAGUAGAAUCACCACAUAGAUGAAGGCAAGAAGGUAUAAGAGCUCCAGAAACUUUGCCUGGGACCAUGCAAGACACUAAAGAAGGCAGAGAUCCUCAAAGCCUUGAUCGCCAACCAGAUUUGCAGAUCUAGGCAAAUCCAGGAGUUUCAAAGAAAAGUUCGCAAGGACUCUGAGAUCCUUGCAGUAGAGGUGUCCUCGGGGAAGAGGAAGAUGGCUUCCAAAGUCACGCGGCUGCUCCUACUGCUCAGCUUUGUGGCCAAUCCUGAAGUCCUGGGUGAUAUCAUCAUGAGGCCCAGCUGUGCCAAUGGCUGGUUUUACUACAGGUCCAAUUGCUAUGGAUACUUCCGGAAGCUGAGGAGCUGGUCUGAUGCUGAGCUCGAGUGUCAGUCUUAUGAAAACGGAGCCCACCUGGCGUCUAUCCUGAGCUUAAAGGAAGCCAGCGUCAUAGCAGAGUACAUAAGAGGCUAUCAGAGAAACCAGCCUGUAUGGAUUGGCCUGCAUGACCCGCAGAAGAAGCAGCAGUGGCAGUGGAUGGACGGGGACACGUACCUGUAUAGGCCCUGGUCCAGCAAGGCCACGGGUGGGAGCAAGCACUGUGCAGAGCUGAGCUCCAGUAACAACUUUUUAGCUUGGAACAGCAAUGAAUGCAACAAGCGCCAGCAUUUCCUGUGCAAGUACCGACCAUAGUGCAAGAGUCAAGACUGCUGCACCUUGUUGCACAACUCCUUUCCUCUCCCUUCUCUGCCACGCUGGCUAAGUUUGAUCAUUAUCUCAGAGAGUAAACCUAGCAACUAAAAGCCAGGAGACUCCUACUGCACUGACUUUUUAGGCUCAGAGCUAGAGAUGUUAGCAUUGGUACAAUAGUGGCUUCUAGCUUUAAAUGGUCACCCCGCGAUCUCUGUCUGUAGUGCUCUUCCGUCCUCCUCUCCCCUCUCCGGCUGUCUCGAGCAGUCUAGGAAAGUGUGACCCCACACCAACCCAUGAAACAGCUGGGACUUUGGCCAUAAGGAGUUUGAGGACAGGAGGAAGAAACUCAGGGAUGAGCCCUAGCCCGCUUCAGCUUCUGCACGCUCUACCCUCCACGGCCCACAUCCUCCCCCUCAGCCACCUGCUUGCUUUUCCUUUGGCCGAGGGAACAUUUACCAGCAGAGUUCCCACUAGGCUGAUGUGGACCAUAAAUUCUUUUAAUAAACGGUGUAUAUAUAGGAAGUUGCUGUGUUGCAAUCAGCAGUGGGGAAAGGGGAAAUGAGAAAUAAGACUCAGAAAUGCACCCAAGUGUUUCUCUAUCCCCUU